Laetiporus sulphureus 93-53 is the source of this 477-nucleotide messenger RNA. RefSeq lists its product as uncharacterized. The transcript has a single exon. Lineage: Eukaryota; Fungi; Basidiomycota; Agaricomycetes; Polyporales; Laetiporaceae. The record is from RefSeq and is a predicted model, not a curated record. The coding region runs from base 161 to 418 and encodes 85 amino acids.
GUUCGCUAUUCAGCCAUUCGGUCUCCUGUUCCACGAGUCGGGCUCACUAGCAGCGCGAUCUGCACCCCGCAUUCAACAAUGACAAUUACCCGGAAGCCGGAGGGGACACAUACGCGAUGCAAGUCCAGCCCGUCUUGAGACUGUACAUAUUCUGCCAUACAUGCCGCCCAUGACUACGCUACACGCGAUGCGCAUAUCCUUGGUUCGCUAUUCAGCCAUUGGGUCUCCUGUUCCACGAGUCGGGCUCACUAGCAGCGCGAUCUGCACCCCGCAUUCAACAAGGCCGAUUACCCGGAAGUCGGCGGGAACACAUACGCGACGCGAGCCCAGCCCAACUGUCUCAUUCAGUCGAGCACGGCUCAUCUACCGCCUUCGGUGGAGCAGCCUCACGCUUCUCAAUAUUGGCGAUUCUCGAUAACUGAAAGAAGGCUUCAGUCGAGUCUGGACAAUUGAAAGCUGCCGAGCGCACGUACGCGC